GACCGGCCGCCGCGGGCGGGCGUGCGGGCGCGGGUCUGCAUCCGGGUCGCCGCCGUGCCCAUUGUCUGGGGAAGGGGCCCGGGGCUCGGCGGCUCCGCGGCGCUGCACCCGAGGGCCCCUGCCCGUCCGCCGCUCACCUGCGCAGGCUUUAUGGACCGCAGUUCGAAGAGGAGACAAGUGAAGCCUUUGGCAGCUUCGCUGCUGGAAGCUUUAGAUUAUGAUAGCUCUGAUGACAGUGAUUUUAAAGUUGGAGAUGCUUCAGAUUCUGAAGGAAGUGGUCAUGGGAGUGAAGAUGCAUCAAAGGACAGUGGUGAAGGUUCCUGUACUGAAUCAGAAGAAAAUAUCUUGGAGGAGGAACCGACAGAAAAGAAAGUAGAAGACGAACAGCCAAAAACCUCCACUGAAGAAGAGGUGCCAACAGCAGACAAAGAGGUAAUUAAAACGGAAAAGAAAGAGCAAGAUGAAGAAGAAGAAAAGCCAAAAAAGAAGAAAGAGAAGGAGAAAGCAGCUGAACCUGAUGCUGUGGCUGAUGAGCAAACAAAUGAACCAAAAAAAUGGAAUUUACGCAGGAACCGACCUUUGUUGGAUUUUGUAUCGAUGGAAGAACUAAAUGAUAUGGAUGACUAUGAUAGUGAAGAUGACAAUGACUGGCGGCCUACUGCUGAGAAAAGGAAAGGAAAAAAUGCCCUGCGAAAAGAGGGGAGUGAUGGAGAUAAUGAGGAUGAUGAAGAUGAUGGGAGUGGAAGUGAUGAGGAUGACAACGAUGAGGAAGGUAAUGAAGAAGAUAAUAGCAGCACGGCUAGUGAUGGAGGAUCCAAGAAGAAGAAGAGUAAAGUUCUUAACAGGAGUAAUGCAGAUGAUGAGGAAUUGACAAAUGAUAGCCUGGCUCUUUCACAAAGCAAGAGUAAUGAGGACUCAUUGAUCCUUGAGAAGUCUCAGAAUUGGAGUUCCCAGAAAAUGGACCAUAUUUUGAUUUGUUGCGUUUGUCUUGGAGAUAACAGUGAAGACGCUGAUGAAAUAAUCCAGUGUGACAACUGUGGAAUAACAGUGCAUGAAGGUUGCUAUGGUGUUGAUGGAGAGAGUGACUCUAUCAUGAGCUCAGCUUCAGAAAAUUCCACGGAACCUUGGUUUUGUGAUGCAUGCAAAUGUGGUGUCACACCUAGUUGUGAAUUGUGUCCUAACCAGGAUGGGAUCUUCAAGGAGACUGAUGCAGGCAGGUGGGUCCAUAUUGUUUGUGCCCUCUAUGUUCCAGGAGUGGCAUUUGGAGAUAUUGACAAACUGCGGCCAGUAACGCUUACAGAAAUGAAUUAUUCAAAGUAUGGUGCCAAGGAAUGCAGUUUUUGUGAAGAUCCUCGUUUUGCCAGAACUGGUGUAUGCAUUAGUUGCGAUGCUGGGAUGUGCAGAGCUUAUUUCCAUGUGACCUGCGCUCAGAAGGAAGGCCUCCUCUCAGAAGCAGCAGCAGAAGAGGAUAUAGCUGACCCUUUUUUUGCUUAUUGUAAACAGCAUGCGGACAGGUUAGACAGAAAAUGGAAGCGCAAGAACUACUUGGCAUUACAAUCUUACUGUAAAAUGUCCUUGCAGGAAAGAGAAAAACAGCUCUCUCCAGAAGCUCAGGCUCGAAUCAAUGCCAGGCUACAACAGUAUCGUGCCAAGGCGGAGCUGGCCCGCACCACUAGGCCUCAGGCCUGGGUUCCCAGGGAGAAGCUACCACGACCACUUACUAGCAGUGCUUCAGCCAUACGUAAGCUUAUGCGCAAAGCCGAAUUAAUGGGAAUUAGUACAGAUAUUUUUCCAGUGGAUACUUCAGAUACUAGUUCCAGUGUUGAUGGAAGAAGAAAACAUAAACAACCAGCCCUCACUGCUGAUUUUGUGAAUUAUUACCUUGAGAGAAAUAUGCGGAUGAUUCAAAUCCAGGAGAAUAUGGCUGAACAGAAGAAUAUCAAGGAUAAAUUAGAAAAUGAGCAAGAAAAGCUUCAUGUGGAGUAUAAUAAGCUGUGUGAGUCCUUGGAAGAGCUACAAAAUAUGAAUGGAAAACUGCGAAAUGAAGGGCAAGGCAUUUGGUCUCUGCUGGGUAGAAUCAUUGGGCAGAAACUGAACAUACCAGCAAUUUUACGUGCUCCUAAGGAAAGGAAACCAAGUAAAAAGGAAGGAGGAACACAAAAGACAUCUACACUUCCAGCUGUACUUAAAAGUUGUGGAAUUUGCAAGAAGAACCAUGAUCAACACCUACUGCUACUGUGUGAUACUUGUAAACUCCAUUAUCAUCUUGGUUGCCUGGAUCCACCUCUUACAAGGAUGCCAAGGAAGACCAAGAACAGUUACUGGCAAUGCUCAGAGUGUGACCAGGCAGGUAGCAGUGACAUGGAGGCUGAUAUCGCCAUGGAAACCUUACCAGAUGGGACCAAAAGAUCAAGGAGGCAGAUUAAGGAACCAGUGAAAUUUGUUCCUCAGGAUGUGCCACCAGAACCGAAGAAAAUUCCAAUAAGAAACACGAGAACUAGAGGACGAAAACGAAGCUUUGUGCCUGAAGAAGAAAAACCUGAGGAGCGGAUUCCCAGAGAAAGAAGACAACGACAGUCUGUUCUACAAAAGAAGCCCAAGUCAGAGGAUUUAAGGACUGAAUGUGCUACCUGCAAAGGGACUGGAGACAAUGAAAAUCUAGUCAGGUGUGAUGAAUGCAGGCUUUGCUACCAUUUUGGCUGUCUAGACCCUCCCUUGAAAAAGUCUCCUAAACAGACUGGCUAUGGAUGGAUUUGUCAGGAAUGUGACUCUACAUCCUCCAAAGACUCCGAGCCGUCAAAUGAGGUGGUCUCAGAGGCCCCAGGUAAUGUGGUACCCUCUACCUCAAGAAGUAGCUCUGAAGAGCUGGUAUCGGUGGCACAGAAACGUCCAGAAGAGGAAGAUGAAAAUGAAGCCGAGGCAGAAAAUCCGUCUCAGGAUCUGAAUUUGGAACAGAAAAAAUCAAAAAAAUAGGAGAUCGCUGUCUUGUUUGAAAUAUUUGCAAGUUGUGUAACAGUGAUUAUAGUUUCUCAUUGUAAAAUUAAAAAACAGUUCUCAAUAAAGUCAUUGAAAAUUAAA
Molecule: messenger RNA, 3078 nt
Organism: Harpia harpyja (harpy eagle)
Lineage: Eukaryota; Metazoa; Chordata; Aves; Accipitriformes; Accipitridae
Gene: PHF14
Product: PHD finger protein 14
Exons: 19
Coding region: 151-2973 (940 amino acids)
Biological process (GO): regulation of transcription by RNA polymerase II
Source: RefSeq, a predicted model, not a curated record